UUGUGAAAGGGUUGUGAAAACAAUGGCUGGAAAGAUUUACGCCAUCCUUAUACUACUUUGUGGUACCUCAAUUUGUACUUCAACAACUACUAUAUCGUCGCCUACAACUACACACAGCGAUGGUGCAUCUGCAUCAACCACUACUGCACCCAUGUCUUCAUCAAGCGCACCAGCAAGCACGAGUGCGCAUGUGCAGACGUCAAGUAGUUCAACAUUCAAUCCAACAUCGGUCGCAUCAUCGAUUUCAGCAGCAACUUCAACACCAGUCGCGACUUCUUCUACGAGCAAGGUCACAACUACAACAACGAUUGCGGUUUCAACUUCAAUAUCGACCGCAGCCCCUACUACGAGCACAAUCACACAUAUAUCAUCCACAACUACCUUGGCUGCAGCUACAACUACAUUGUCGACAGCGGAACCCGCUUCAACAUCGGUCGCAGCUUCUACAACGAGCAAAACCACACAUACAUCAUCCACUCCUACGUCGGCUGCAACUGCAACUUCAACACUGACUUCGGAACCCACUUCAACAUCGGUCGCAGCUUCUACAACGAGCAAACCCACACAUACAUCACCCACUCCUACGUCGGCUGCAACUGCAACUACAUCAUUGACUGCGGAACCAACUUCAACAUUGGCCGAAACUUCUACUGCAGGUAAAAGCACGUCUACAUCUUCUAUUGCAUCAUCUAUUUCGACAUCGGCCACAACCUCUUCUACAAGCGAACUCACAUCGCCAUCAUCUGUUGUGGCUUCCUCUCCAACAUUGAUUCCAAAUGCAACUGAGAGCAAGUCCGUAUCUUCGACAACAAGUCACUCAUCUACGCCAAGGAAUACACCUGCUUCAAGUUCGAUUUCGUCAUCAAGCAGUCAGGACACUAUAAGUGAAUCAACCGUUACAGGAAAUACAGUCAAUCAAACGACGUCAGGAACAAGUACAGAUGAACCAGGAAAUACAUCGACGACCUAUUCAAUUCUGUCGAUUUAUUUAGCGGUCAUCGUCGUGACAGGUUCCCUUUUGUCAAGGACAAUUAGCCUAUGAUUAUAAGCUUCUUGCAUGAACUAUGACUAUGACAACCUAAUUGUGUUGUGUGCUAUCAGUUAAGUCUGUUUGGAGAUGUCUAAACAGAUCGCAAGUACAUUAUCAGGGCACGCUUUCAGAGUGAUAUGUUAAUGUUAUAAUGUGUUUUAAUAAGGUAGUAACUAUCAUACAAAUUAAACAUUUCUGGAACUUUCACAGAAUCAGUUUAUACAACGUAUAUGUCAAAUGUGAUUUUUAUAAAAGAUAUUUUAAAAAUUAAUAUGGUGUUUGUUGCC
Molecule: messenger RNA, 1317 nt
Organism: Mercenaria mercenaria
Lineage: Eukaryota; Metazoa; Mollusca; Bivalvia; Venerida; Veneridae
Exons: 3
Coding region: 23-1042 (339 amino acids)
Source: RefSeq, a predicted model, not a curated record